AUGGCGAGCCAGCUCCCCCUUUCCCAGCGAGCCGCGCCGCUAAAACCCUCUCCCGCCCCCAUCGUGGUGCUCCCCAAAGGGCUACCUCCAUCUUAUGCUGCACAAAUACCAGCGAGAUACUGGCGAACCAUCUCCCGCCCCCAUCGUGGUGCUCCCCAAGCCAUGAUCCUCUCCCCUCUUUGCCGUGGUGUAAGUGGUGCGGGGAGGCCCGUGUGCCGUCGAGGGAGAUCUUGGCCAUGGGCCAUGAGUUUGGACUUCACAGUGGCCGCUGCUCAUUCCGCCACCGCGCUGCGUGCCCUCACUGCCGACUGCACCCAGUCCGCCUCCGUUGUGUCCUGCGCUGCGUCGGCAUCCCAUUUCCCGCAGGACCAUGGCCCCGUGGCGUCGACGUCGUCGACCACAGCAAUGCCGACGCUGCCCGGGAUGUGUACUGGGCUGAGGCUCUGUGAUACGAGUAGAUCAUCCAAGAGGAUUCGCACUUGCGCAUAA
This is a messenger RNA of Triticum turgidum subsp. durum (durum wheat), 489 nucleotides long. The record is from the annotation of a GenBank genome assembly. Lineage: Eukaryota; Viridiplantae; Streptophyta; Magnoliopsida; Poales; Poaceae.